CAGGAAAUUUUCCAAAAUGAAUUUCAUCUGGAUCAUUACUAUCGCAGCGCUGUGCGACACAGUUGCUGCCAUCAGUAUUAUAUAUCCGUCAGAGAAACAAGAGGAACAUCAUUUUCUCUACAGGCAAUUUCACAGGGAUCCCGGAUCCCAUCCCGGAGCCGGGAUUAGUGAAGAUAACGCGCUUGACAGACGGGAUUAUGGUAUUAGAGAUUUUCAUCAAAUUAUGCACAAACCAAAAAUCACAAGAUCGAUGGAUCACAAGAAAAACAAGAGAAAAAACGAUGAGGGAUCUUUUCAAUCUGUUAGUUUUGUACUGAGAUAUAAAAGAGAUAUCGGAUCAGGAAACAUUUUGAUAACCCAACAUUUUAACGAAAAGAUAAUCUCCCCUGGUGAAGAUGUAAGCCUACAGUGUACUGCAACUUCAGAUAGGCCACCUCGAUUCAUUUGGGAGAGAGACGGUGUCGUGAUAUCUUCGAAUACGGAUUCCAGACAUAUUCUUGGUCAAAUGAUGUCUUCAACUGGUGUAGGUGUUAUAUCUCACUUAAACAUAUCACGGACAAGAGUAGAAGACGGGGGUUUAUAUUCGUGUGUAGCGUUCGAAGGCGAUUCCAGCACGAGACAUACAGCCAGAAUAGAUGUAUAUGGUCCACCUUACAUCAGAACACUUCCACCAAUCAAAGUUCAAAGCGGCGAUUCUCUGAAACUAAAAUGUCCAUAUUACGGUUUUCCCAUCAGCAAACUGGAAUGGGAACAUAAGGGCAAGAAAAUUAUGAGUUCAAUGUUACCACAGCACACGAGAUAUAAACGGACGAAUGUAAACAAUAAAAAUCGUAAAAACACAAGAAAAAGACGGAGGAAACGACAAUUAUUGCAAAGCACUGAAGAUGGUGUGCUUACUAUAGAGAGAGUUGUCAAAGAGGAGAAUGGUGAAAUGUAUACUUGUAUAGUAUACAGUCCAUCAGGAGAAAUGGCUAGAAGGUCAUUUGAAAUUCAAGUAGUUGAAGCACCUGAAUUAGACGAACUACGAGUCGGUUCAGGAUUGAAGGAAGGACAGAUUGUACAAAUAACGUGCAACAUAAUCAGUGGAGAUCCACCGAUUUUUUUCUCUUGGCUGAAGGAUGGGACGAAGAUACCUGCUAGUUUGAAAAUAACCGAAAGGAGUUCAGAACUGUUCAGUGUUUUGAUCAUAAAGCGAGUGUCUCUCGAACACUGUGGUAGAUAUACUUGCAUAGCCACCAACCACGUUGGAAAAGUUAAUCAAACUACAGAUUUGUAUAUAAAUGUCGCACCAAAAUGGGUAGAGGAACCAAUGAAUACAUCACUCCUCUUGGGGCAGCGAGGUAUCGUAGACUGUAAUGCUAAUGGCUACCCCACACCACAGAUACACUGGAUGAAGAGAGAUGCUGCUCUUGGUAUCUGGCGUCCAAUCCUCGACUUAGCUGGCGGUGGUGUUUCAAGCUAUCCCAAUGGCUCGUUAUCCUUGGAAGUGGUAUCUUUAGGUGAUGAAGGUGAAUACGCCUGUCACGUAGACAACGGUGUUGGAGAUCCCUUGCAUAAGAAUCUGUGGAUAAGCGUUAAUAAGCCGGUGCACUUUGAGUCCGUGGGAUUAAACCUAACUACCAAAAUGGGGCUGCCGAUGACUUUAACCUGCCAACCGUUGGGAGACAGUCCAAUACGGAUCAAGUGGAGUUUGGACGGGAAUCCCGUCGAGUUUACGUCUUCGAGGAUAAAAAUAUCAGAAAGUUCAACAACAAAUGGUAUGCAGAGUGUCAUAAACAUUAAUUACGUCGAAGGUAGAGAUGGGGGGACGUACGAGUGUAGAGCGAGUAAUCCCUAUGGUGUUGCUACAUUUAAUAUUUACUUGAAUAUACUUGAACCUCCGACCCCUCCAAUGGAUCUCCAAGUGGAUUCCAUCACAAGUUCAUCAGUAAAAUUGUCGUGGCGUGACACGAUCAUGAUUCACGUUCAAUACUACAGCCUUCAGUAUUCGUCAAACCACUAUACUUUAUGGGAUACGGCUAAGACGAUAAAUAUUACCAGACAAGACAAUGAUAUCCGGCAAAGCAUCGAGCUGCGAGAUCUCCAGCCGGCGGUCGACUACAGAGUGCGGGUCGCGUCGGGAAACCAAGUGGACUUGAGCCCUUACACUCAACCAGUUCACUUCACCACAUUGCAAGAAGCACCAUCUUCGAGCCCUCUUGGAGUACAAGUACAACAGACAGACAACCCUGGUGAACUAUUCGUAUCAUGGAUACCACCAGCUCGGGAGACUCACAAUGGUGCACUACAAGGAUAUCACGUAAAAGCUAUACCAAGAAUUAAUGGAGAAUCGGGUACAAACGACUCUCAAACGAAAAUUGUGAAAGUAGUUUCUAGGAAAGGAAAGCAGGAGACUGUCUUGAGUGGACUUUUAAAAAACGCCAGGUACGCGGUUUCCGUAAGUGCUUUCAACUCGGCUGGAAACGGACCAUUUUCUUUACCAGUUUAUCAGACUACCAGGGAAGGAGCGCCCGAGCGCGCGCCGGCGGGCGUGGAGUGCGCGGGCGCGGCGCCGGCGGCCGUGCGCGCCGCCUGGCGCCCGCUGGCGCGCGCCGCGCUCGGGUACGCGCUGCUCUACUGCGCCGACGAUGGUCCUUGGUUGAAUAUCACAACACCACAUACGGAGUUAUAUCUACAGGGUCUCAUGAAAUACACAAACUAUACGAUAAAGGUCGCCGGAUUUUCCAACUACGGUCUCGGUCCGUUCUCCUAUCCAGUUGUUUGCACAACUCUACAAGAUGUUCCCGGACCUCCAUCAGCUAUAAAAGCCCUUGUAUCAUCUUCCACUUCUGUUCUUGUGAGUUGGAAGAAACCUGAUCAGCCCAAUGGAGAAAUCACUCAUUAUACGGUCUACGUCAAACCCGUUACGAGCACCAACGCUCCACAGAGCUACAGAGUAGAGUCAACGCAGGAGGCCAACCUGUCCCGUCAGUUGACCUUCCCACUGUCAGGACUCACGACUGGCAUGCAAUACGAAGUAUUCGUCAGAGCGCACACUUCAGCUGGAGAAGGAGCCCCUAGUGGAAGAGUUCAUGUAGAAGUCAGUGCCAGAGUGGUGGCGGGCGUGUCGUCGCUGGGCGGCGCGGUGUCGGCGGGCGAGGGCCGCUCGCUGCUGCUCGUGUGUCAGUGCGUGGGCGUGCCGCCGCCGCGCACCGUGUGGUACCACAAGCACAACAUCAUCACGCACCAUCCGCGCUUCACCAGGAACCACGACGACAGCCUGCUCAUUAACAAUAUAGACCAAUCCCUCAGCGGCAACUAUACAUGUCUAGCGAAGAAUCUCUACGGCUCCGACUCCGUGGAGUAUACGGUCAUAGUGCUACCUUUACCAGAAGCGCCGGUACUGCGCGCCACGCCUUAUAAGGACUCGAUCUUAGUUGAGUGGGAACAACCCUACUACUCCGGCAAUAGAAGUUCUGGUCAGAAAAUAACUUACAGUCUAACGUGGAAGGAAGCGAGCGGUCCGUGGCAAGAGGCCUGGUCGCCGAACAAAUUGUCCAACAAGUUGUCAAACUUGUCGGGAGUUCAGAAACACGCGCUCACUGCUCUCAAAUGUGGGACGAAAUAUUCGUUGAGAAUAACUGCUACUAACCGAGUCGGGACUUCACAACCUGCCUACAUCGAUGUUAGCACUUUGGGGGGACCACCAAUACCACCUGCGACGAACGAAUGGCUCUGGAGCAACUGUUCGCACUUAUUCGUUCAGGGCGCAGGGUGGGAUGACGCGGGCUGCGACCUGCGUACCUUUGACGUGGAGUACCGCCCGUUGGGGUCACGCGCCUGGAUGAGAGCUCACGACGCACUGGCUUACACAGACACGUCAUGGAAUAUACCGCUGUACCAGUCAAGUUACCGCGCAAGCUCUUUCGCCAUAUCUGACCUGUCACCAGGCACAUGGUACCAGGUUCGAAUUACAGUGUCCAACGAGGCUGGCACCAUCACUACUACUUAUAAUUAUGCAACAAAAAAUGAAGACGGGAGCGAAGUUGGUCCACCGUCUGACCUGUUCGACUUGAAUAUGUUGGUGAUCGUGUUCAGUUCCAUCCUCCUCGCGAUGUGCCUUAUCUGCUGCGUCUAUAUUUUGGUGAAGAGACAAAGGCAUGUGAAUUUCACGGAGUAUCGGGAUUCGAUUACCAUCGACAACAAAUCGGAAAGCGGCAACAUGACUGUGAACACUUCUCACAGCAACCUCGCGAACGUCAAGGAGAAUGCGAUCAACGCACAGAACCGGAUCUACAGCGCGCCCCUACACGUGCGAAACAACAGCAAACAUGAAUUAUACGAAAUAAGUCCAUAUGCACAAUUCGCUGUCGGAUUCCGCACGUUCGGUCACGUGGAAAACCAAGAUAUGCCGAGUCGACACAUGAAACACAGAUAUGACACAGAAACAAGUUUUCAAGUCUGUUCAGAAUCCGAAGACAGUGACAGCAUAUCAAAAUCAACUUUAAAAAGUGUACCAAGAAAAGCCUGUAGGACGCCGCAUCAUAGGUAACUAGACAAAUAAAUUAUUAUCAAAAUGUAGGAAUUUAAUUCCAAUGACCAUUUCAUAUUGUAAAUUCGUGAUGUAAAUUGAUCAUGCUUCGUUGUAAUUUUAUAUAAGUUGAUAUUAAAAAUACCUUUUAAAACUAAGUUUAAUUUAAUUCAUGUACUAAGAAUUAUAUUUAAUAUUAUAUUUUAUUGUAGGACCAAAGUUUUUUGCAAAAUUUUAGCUCAAUCGAUUGGAACCAAAGUUUCAUUAAAUAAAAGCUUGUUAAAAGUAUUGUUAUAGACAACACAAAUGUAUGGUCUCAUAAUGAUCUCUUACUUUUUUUUGUAUAACCUUGACCAAUGAACAUUUGUUUAAAGUUCAAUUUGUUAAUUGUUGAUUUUUAAAUAUUUAAUCCUGUUGAAAACUUAUUUCUAUACUUAAUAUGUUGGAUAAUUUUAAUUUAGAAAUCAAGAUUACGCUUAAGUAGUAAUCACAUAGUAUUUUGUUUUAGUACUUUAUUAUAUACUAUUAGUUAAAUCGAAAAUUGGAAAUCAAAAUUAUAUUACGAGAUGACAUCUCAAUUUUAAAAUUAUAUGUGCGUCGUGAAUGCGAUGCUUCUAUAUGUAAUUAUAAAAAAAAAAAACGACAAGCUUACUUUUUUUAUUUUCAAUUUUAGAUUGACAAAAGGUAAUAGUUCUCAAGGCCCUAAUAUAAAUUGCUGAACAUUAAUCAUUAUGUAAAUAAUUACCUGUAUAUAAAAACAUACUACUUAAUAACUCAAUAUACAACAAAUAUUACGAUAAAUAAAAUCACAACUAACUUCGCUUUUACAUUCUGAAACAAAACUUUCUGUUUAAUUGUCUAAAUGUCAUUUUGACAUUUGACGUUUUAAAAACUUGGUUUAGUAAUGUAACAAAAAGGCCUCUCAAAGAACUCUUUUAAGCCCACUUUAUUUAUGUUUUGUAAUCUGUACUUAACAAAAUAGAAGAUAAGUGUUUUAUAAAAUAGUCGCUUUUAUGAGGAUUUAAAAAUGAAGUCUUUGUAAUAUUAAGAAAUACAUCAUUAAUUCUAAGUCAGUUAUAAAUUAUCGGAUUUUGCAGAUAUUUUAAUCUGCGAGAAGACUGAUUAUUCAACCUAAUGGUUAUUUUUGUUUACGGUUCUUAUUUAGUAAAAAUAAAUGUUAGAUAAAUAUAAA
Vanessa tameamea is the source of this 5702-nucleotide messenger RNA. RefSeq names its product cell adhesion molecule Dscam2-like. The coding region runs from base 17 to 4531 and encodes 1504 amino acids. NCBI's taxonomy places the organism in Eukaryota, Metazoa, Arthropoda, Insecta, Lepidoptera, Nymphalidae. Gene Ontology annotation, biological process: cell-cell adhesion; neuron migration; axon guidance. The transcript has 35 exons. Gene Ontology annotation, cellular component: plasma membrane; axonal growth cone; cell surface. Gene Ontology annotation, molecular function: protein binding. The record is from RefSeq and is a predicted model, not a curated record.